This is a messenger RNA of Phyllostomus hastatus (greater spear-nosed bat), 3072 nucleotides long. It is a transcript of the gene DDX54, whose product is annotated as DEAD-box helicase 54. Gene Ontology annotation, molecular function: ATP binding; RNA binding; RNA helicase activity. The transcript is spliced from 20 exons. Gene Ontology annotation, cellular component: nucleus. The record is from RefSeq and is a predicted model, not a curated record. NCBI's taxonomy places the organism in Eukaryota, Metazoa, Chordata, Mammalia, Chiroptera, Phyllostomidae. The coding region runs from base 32 to 2695 and encodes 887 amino acids.
GCCCCUUCCCGUUUUCGCUUGCCGGGUCCGCAUGGCAGUCGGAAAGCACCCGGGGGCCAGACCGCGGUCCGGACCUGCCAUGGCCCAGCGGAAGAAAAAGAAGGGGCUUAAGAGGCGCCGGGGCGCAGCCUCCCAGGCCCUCAGUAGCGACUCGGAGGACGGCGAGUUUGAGAUCCAGGCGGAAGAUGACACCCGGGCUCAGAAGCUGGGACCCGGCAGACCCCUGCCCACCUUCCCUACCUCGGAGUGCACCUCGGACGUGGAGCCGGACACGCGGGAGAUGGUGCGGGCCCAGAACAAGAAGAAGAAGAAGUCGGGAGGCUUCCAGUCCAUGGGCUUGAGCUACGCGGUGUUCAAAGGCAUCAUGAAGAAGGGCUACAAGGUGCCCACACCCAUCCAGAGGAAGACCAUCCCGGUGAUCCUGGACGGCAGGGACGUGGUGGCCAUGGCCCGGACGGGCAGCGGCAAGACGGCCUGCUUCCUCAUCCCCAUGUUCGAGCGGCUCAAGGCCCGCAGCGCGCAGACCGGGGCCCGCGCCCUCAUUCUCUCGCCCACCCGCGAGCUGGCCCUGCAGACCAUGAAGUUCACCAAGGAGCUGGGCAAGUUCACCGGCCUCAAGACUGCCCUGAUCCUGGGCGGGGACAAAAUGGAAGACCAGUUUUCAGCCCUGCAUGAGAACCCUGACAUAAUCAUCGCGACCCCGGGGCGCCUGAUGCACGUGGCCGUGGAGAUGAACCUGAAGCUGCAGAGUGUGGAGUACGUGGUGUUUGACGAGGCCGACAGGCUCUUCGAGAUGGGGUUUGCAGAGCAGCUGCAGGAAAUCAUCGGCCGCCUCCCUGGGGGCCACCAGACGGUCCUGUUCUCCGCCACGCUGCCAAAAAUGCUGGUGGAGUUUGCCCGGGCUGGCCUCACGGAGCCUGUGCUCAUUCGGCUAGACGUGGACACCAAACUCAACGAGCAGCUCAAGACCUCCUUCUUCCUCGUGCGGGAGGACACCAAGGCCGCCGUGCUCCUCUACCUGCUGCGCACCGUGGUGCGGCCCCAGGACCAGACGGUGGUGUUUGUGGCCACAAAGCACCACGCCGAGUACCUCAGUGAGCUGCUGGCGGCCCAGCGGAUGAGCUGCGCCCACAUCUACAGCGCCCUGGACCAGACGGCCCGCAAGAUCAACCUGGCCAAGUUCGCCCACGGCAAGUGCUCCACGCUCAUCGUGACCGACCUGGCGGCCCGGGGCCUGGACAUCCCGCUGCUGGACAACGUCAUCAACUACAGCUUCCCGGCCAAGGGCAAGCUCUUCCUGCACCGUGUGGGUCGUGUGGCCCGGGCCGGCCGAAGUGGCACGGCCUACUCCCUGGUGGCCCCAGAUGAGGUCCCCUACCUGCUCGACCUGCACCUGUUCCUGGGCCGUGCCCUCUCCCUCGCCCACCCCCAGGAGGAGCCCUCUGCAGGCGCGGUGGGCGUGGACGGCGUGCUGGGCCGCGUGCCGCAGAGCCUGGUGGACGAUGAGGACUGCAGCCUGCGGAGCGCGCUGGAGGCCUCGCUGGAGCUGCGGGGCCUGUGUCACGUGGCCGACAACGCCCUGCAGCAGUACGUGCGCUCGCGGCCGGCGCCCUCCCCCGAGUCCAUCAAGCGGGCUAAGGAGCUGGACCUCGCGGGGCUGGGCCUGCACCCCCUCUUCAGCUCGCGCUUCGAGGAGGAGGAGCUGCAGCGGCUGCGGCUGGUGGACACCCUCAAGAAGUACCGCUCGCGGGCGACCAUCUUUGAAAUCAACGCCUCCAGCCGGGACUUCAGCAGCCAGGUGAUGCGCGCCAAGCGGCGGAAGGACAGCAAGGCCAUCGCCAGCUUCCAGCAGGGGCGGGAGGAGCGGCGGGAGCUGCAGGGGCGGCAGGAGGGCCUGGCCGGCCCAGCCCCAAGCUGCUCAGCACCGGAGGAGCGGCCUGAGGAGGAGGAGGCAGCGGCAGGAGAGAGUGCGGAGGACGUCUUCGCAGAGGUCGUGGGCCGGAAGCGGCAGCGGCCGGGACCUGACUGCGGAGCCAAGCGGCGGCGGGCGGAGGCCGGGCAGCGGGACCAGGACUUCUACGUCCCCUAUCGGCCCAAGGACUUCGACAGCGAGCGGGGCCUGAGCGUCGGCGGGGACGGGGGCGCCUUUGAGCAGCAGGUGGCCGGCGCCGUCCUGGACCUGAUGGGAGACGAGGCCCAGAACCUGACCAAGGGCCGGCAGCAGCUCAAGUGGGACCGGAAGAAGAAGCGGUUUGUGGGGCAGUCGGGACAGGAGGACAAGAAGAAGAAGAAGAUCAAGACGGAAAGUGGCCGCUACAUCAGCAGCUCCUACAAGCAGGACCUCUACAAGAAGUGGAAGCAGAAACAGAAAAUCGACGACCGCGACUCCGAGGAGGAAGGGGCGUCGGACCGGCGAGGCCCCGAGCGGAGGGGCUGGAAGCGGGGCCGAGGCCAAGGCCAAGGUGCCCCCCAGCCCCGCGCCCCAGGCGCCCCCGCAGGCCGCGUGCGCUCGGAGCUCAAGACCAAGCAGCAGAUCCUGAAGCAGAGGCGCAAAGCCCAGAAGAUGCGCUUCCUGCAGCGCGGGGGCCUCAAGCAGCUCUCCGCCCGCAACCGGCGCCACGCCCAGGAGCUGCAGCGGGGCGCCUUUGGCCGGGGCGCCCGCUCCAAGAAGGGCAAGAUGAGGAAGAGGAUGUGAAGACGACCCAGCCCUGAGGCUCCAUGCCUGGCCCAAGUGCGGACGUCAGCAGACGCUCCUUGCGUACCACUGCGUGCCUGUCCCCUCUCUGGGUGUCCGGGAGCUCCCUGCAGGGACCGUCGUCCGUGAAGAGGAGUGCUGUGCUGGCCACGGGGGCAGCAGCUGCCUCUGCCUGAGCCACAGGCGUUUGAGCAGGGUCCUGAAGGGUGCAUAGGAGUUCGCCAGCAAGGCCAGGCAGGCCAAGACCUGAAUGGGCGACUCAGCUCCUGCUGCUUCCGUGUGCUCCGGGUUCAGAGGCCGUGGCCACACGGGUCUGAGCUGUGACUGCGUGAGGCACAUGGUGUGUUCUUAGUGUAAUAAACCUCUCCUGAGCUGCA